Messenger RNA from Lactuca virosa, 1683 nucleotides. Lineage: Eukaryota; Viridiplantae; Streptophyta; Magnoliopsida; Asterales; Asteraceae. The record is from the annotation of a GenBank genome assembly.
CUCCAAGGCAUCAACGUUUACACUCUUCUUCGCCAUCUACUUUCUCUCAGUUUUCCCCUCUGUGGGUUUUGGAAGAAAAAAACAAAGAAAAAUGGCCGUUAAAGAUUUGAAGUCAAAGCAAGAGCUUGAUAAUCUUGUGAAAGAAGGGUCGCCUGUCAUGAUUCACUUCUGGGCUUCUUGGUGUGAAGCUUCUAAGCACAUGGAUCAAGUCUUUUCUCAUCUUUCCACUGAUUUCCCUCAUGCCCAUUUCUUAAGGGUUGAAGCUGAAGAACAACCAGAAAUAUCCGAGGCAUAUUCAGUUUCUGCUGUGCCUUACUUUGCUUUUUGUAAGGAUGGAAAGACGGUUGAUACCUUGGAAGGGGCAUUUCCGUCCGAGUUAGCCAACAAAAUCGCGAAAGUAGUGGGGUCCAUCCAUGCUGGCGAACCCGCAGCUCCCGCAAGCCUCGGUAUGGCUGCGGGACCCACAAUUCUAGAAGCAAUUCAAGAUAUCGCCAAAAUCGACAACUCAAAUACUCACUCUCGUCCUCCAACCGGUGUCGCAGAAACCCUAAAAACCCGUUUAGAAAAACUGACCCGGGCCCACCCAAUCAUGCUCUUCAUGAAAGGAACCCCUGAAGAACCCAAAUGUGGUUUCAGCAAAAAAGCGGUUGCAAUCUUGAGGGCUGAAAACGUAAAAUUUGGAACUUUUGAUAUUCUUAGUGACAAUGAGGUUCGUGAGGGGUUAAAGAAGUUCUCAAAUUGGCCUACUUAUCCUCAACUUUAUUGCAAAGGGGAGCUUCUUGGAGGGUCGGAUAUUAUAAUUGCAAUGCAUGAGGGGGGUGAAUUGAAACAAGCUUUUGCAGAUCAUGGAGUUGGAAAUGAUGUCAGCAAGGUGAUCGCAGGUCAACCCAUGGGUCAAAAGGGUGGAGUUACGGAUUCGACGGGCUUGAGCUCGGGUUUGACGGGUCGGCUUGAAAGUCUUAUAAAUUCGAGCCCGGUUAUGCUUUUUAUGAAGGGAAGCCCAGAUGAGCCCAAAUGUGGUUUUAGCCGAAAGGUAUGCGACAUUCUUCGUGAAGAAAAGGUCGAUUUCAAGACUUUUGAUAUACUCUCAGAUGAAGAAGUGAGACAAGGGCUAAAAGUCUACUCAAACUGGUCAAGUUACCCUCAACUUUACAUUAAAAGUGAACUCAUUGGUGGAUCGGAUAUAGUUUUGGAGAUGCAAAAAAGUGGGGAACUUGAAAAGAUUUUGGUUGAAAAAGGUAUAAUUUCUCUUGAAGAACGCUUAAAGAAGCUGGUUAACUUGAACCCGGUUAUGCUCUUUAUGAAGGGUACCCCGGGUGCCCCACAAUGCGGUUUUAGCUCAAAAGUCGUAAAUGCCCUUGAGGGGGAAGGUAUAAAGUUUGGUUCUUUUGAUAUUUUGAGUGAUGAGGAAGUUAGACAGGGUUUGAAGAAGUUCUCGAAUUGGCCAACGUUUCCACAACUUUAUUACAAGGGUGAGUUGAUUGGAGGAUGUGAUAUUGUUUUGGAAAUGAAAAGCAAUGGUGAACUUGGAUCUACACUAUCAGAGUGAAAAAAGAUGAAAUGUUUUGAACAGUAAAACGUGUUUGAGUUGUUUAGUGUGGUGGGGUAUUUUAGUAAUUUUGACAUAGGGUUGAAUUUGAUGUGGUGUUUUUGGUACUUGUAGUUGCUCAUGCUUGAUCUUGG